CGAUGACUGCAGGGUCACCGCGCCCAUCUCGACGUUCGAUGGCCGGACGAGAGUGCUUCUGCGUCGGCAAAGGGCAAAUAUCAGACUCGGUGUAGUAGUGGCAGUUUGAUGUGGCAGUGAAAUAGCCCGACCGAACUUUGAAUCUUCGCCUUUAUUCAGUCUGCCUUUGUUCUGUACGAGGCUUGUGGGUGUGAUCCCCCCCUCUUUUCUCCCUCCUCCCUCCCUCAUCUCCGGUUGGUCGACUGUUGGGCUCGCUGCUUCCUCGGCAAAGCGACGCUAGCUGGGGCUGGCUAGUUCUUGAGCUAGCGGUGGGGGCUCUUCGCUGAUUUUCGUGGGCUCGUCUCGUAUCCCGGUCAAUGCCAAAAAACACAUUGGCUCAGAUCAACAAGUGCCCCAAUAGCUGGAGAGAGGUAACCGAAAAAGAGGAAGAAAAUGAGUGAACUGGACCAAUUACGCCAAGAGGCAGAGCAGCUCAAAAAUCAGAUUAGAGAUGCCAGGAAAGCAUGUGCAGAUGCCACUCUAUCACAGAUCACGGCUAAUAUUGACCCCGUUGGGCGAAUUCAAAUGCGUACAAGACGAACACUGCGGGGUCAUCUGGCCAAAAUCUAUGCCAUGCACUGGGGAACAGAUUCCAGGCUCUUGGUCAGUGCUUCUCAGGAUGGCAAACUAAUUAUUUGGGACAGUUAUACUACAAAUAAGGUCCACGCCAUUCCACUUCGUUCUUCCUGGGUUAUGACGUGCGCAUAUGCACCUUCAGGAAAUUACGUGGCCUGUGGUGGUUUAGACAACAUUUGCUCCAUUUACAACCUGAAAACCCGCGAGGGCAAUGUACGCGUGAGCCGUGAGCUCGCUGGGCAUACAGGAUACCUCUCCUGCUGUCGUUUUCUUGAUGACAACCAGAUUGUUACAAGCUCGGGAGACACCACCUGUGCACUUUGGGACAUUGAAACCGGCCAGCAGACAACCACUUUUGCCGGGCACACGGGCGACGUCAUGAGCCUCUCUCUGGCCCCAGAGUCCCGGUUAUUUGUGUCUGGUGCUUGCGAUGCUUCGGCUAAACUCUGGGAUGUGCGAGAGGGCAUGUGCAGACAGACCUUCACUGGCCAUGAGUCUGACAUCAAUGCCAUCUGUUUCUUCCCCAAUGGCAAUGCCUUUGCCACUGGCUCGGAUGAUGCCACUUGCAGGCUGUUUGACCUGCGUGCCGAUCAGGAAUUGAUGAUCUACUCUCACGACAACAUCAUCUGCGGCAUCACUUCGGUGGCGUUCUCCAAGAGUGGCCGUCUUCUCUUGGCUGGAUAUGACGAUUUCAACUGCAAUGUGUGGGACACACUAAAGGCCGACCGUGCCGGUGUGUUGGCUGGCCAUGACAACCGUGUGAGCUGCCUGGGUGUGACUGAUGAUGGCAUGGCUGUUGCUACAGGAUCCUGGGACAGCUUCCUGAAAAUCUGGAAUUGAAGCCUGAAGUAGCCUCUCGUCUUUGCUCCCCAGAUGUCCUUUUAACUCCAAAGCCGACUGGAAGACCAUUACAACUUCAGAAUGUUCACAGCAUCUUCAACACUGUUUAAAACUGACUUGGACACCACAAAAAAUGUCGAAGGGAAAACCAAUCCUUUCCUACACAAAGAAGAGCACAAUUGUCUUAUCACCUAAUUAAAGAAAGGAUCUCCUGUGGUAUCAAAUCAGAAACUUGUGCAUUCCUUCUCGGACCAUUUCAUGUUAUCUUGUAAGAAAGAGAGAAAAAAACAACACUAUCAUCCCAUUCAAACGUAUGUGUGUUUUGAAAGCAAAUGUUGGAGUGUAAUUGUACAAAUUAUUUAACUUUUUUUUUUUUUUUUUUUUUUUUUUUUUUUUUUUUAAAGAAUUCUAUUCCAACGGUUUGUUACUCUCAAUGGCUUUUUUGUCGUAUUUCUUUAGUGGUUUUAGAUAUGUUUGAAUGACAGCUUGUCCUUUCUAAUCCAGUUAAAUCACGUAUGAGCGAUGAAAGAAAAACAUGCAGAAGUUAAAAAAAAAAAAAAAAAAAAAAAAAAGGAAAAAAAAAAAAAGCUUGGAUCAUAUUACACAAGCAGCUUUUCCAAAAUGUCUCAUGUAUUUAUAUACUAGCUGUUUGCUUCUUUUAUUUUCUCAUCACAGCCUUUUGCACAUGAAGAAGCUUUGCCUCUCAGCUAACACAAUGUUAACUAACCAAGCACAUGCUAUAAGUUAUGAAUGCUCAUUCCAGUAAAAAAAGACUUCUUACGAGUAAUUUUGUCCAGUUGAGACCCCCCCUUAAUUCUUGUUCAUGCCUUCGACAUGGGUGGUAGAGAUGGUGUAGCAAGGCAGGUGCUGAGUUUAUUUUGGGCGGGCCUUUUGUUUUUGCUGUUGUGGGGAGGGGAGGGGGGUUGGUUGACUUGUAUGACAAGGAUUGGAGUGGGCGGGAAGGUUAGGGUCUUGUGUUUAGUAUCCACUUUUCGAGUGAAACACCUCACCUAACUAAAUAGACACUUCCUUUGCUUGGGACUGCAGUUGCAACUCUGUGAAUGAAAUGUACAAAAAAAAAAUGUCUGAAAAAAAUGGUCUGAUGUUUUUAAGUUGAGACAUUUAAUUUUGUCUGACACGACUUAAUUUAGAUGUGCAUGCUGUAGACUUGCUUUCAGUGGUGCGAAAAUAAAUAAAUACCCCCAAAAUAAGUCCUAGAUUUUUUUUUUGCUUCUGAAAAGGAGAGUUAACCGAACCGAAUUUAUUAAACCUCAUUAAGUCAUUUUCCAGGCUGAGACUUUGCAUACUAAUGCUAUGCACCAGGUGAGCAAGAGACCGCGAACCUAGUGUCAAAUAUGCUUAAAGUUAUAUUGAUGCCAAUUUUAAAGAAUAUAUCUAUCUUUGUGAUAAUUCUGUCCUUGGCAAGCCUUUUCCUCCUCCAAAUCUUCACGUGAUGGAACAAAAACACGCUCGCAAACAGUGCCCAUAUUUCACCACAUUUUUUCUCCAGUUUUUUUUUUUUCUUUUGGUCUUAAAUUGAAAACGCAGAACAUCUGAAUGACAAUUCACUGUAUACAGAAGCACUUUUGUUAACGUGACAUUCUCACUUUCCUUUCUCUACAAUGAUGUACUUCAAUAAAUGUGAUGUAAUUUGUGUGUGUGGCCACAAGUGAAAAUGCAAUUUAAGUUCAGAUGGAUUACCCCCACCAAAACCCCAUCCACUUUCCAUAAAUACGAUAGAGCUCUGCAUCCUUAUGUAGCUUUCCACUUUUUAUUUUAUUUUUUAUUAUUUUCCUUUCAGUCUUGGUGUUCCACGGUGAGCUGGAUGCAAGAUAGAUACUGUACUAAAAUGUACUGUUAUUGAUUGAAGAUGUAAUAAAGCUGUUUGAGAGUUA
Molecule: messenger RNA, 3350 nt
Organism: Corythoichthys intestinalis (scribbled pipefish)
Lineage: Eukaryota; Metazoa; Chordata; Actinopteri; Syngnathiformes; Syngnathidae
Gene: gnb1b
Product: guanine nucleotide binding protein (G protein), beta polypeptide 1b
Exons: 11
Coding region: 433-1455 (340 amino acids)
Biological process (GO): G protein-coupled receptor signaling pathway
Cellular component (GO): cytoplasm; heterotrimeric G-protein complex
Molecular function (GO): signaling receptor complex adaptor activity; protein binding
Source: RefSeq, a predicted model, not a curated record